This is a messenger RNA of Mizuhopecten yessoensis (Yesso scallop), 652 nucleotides long. RefSeq names its product perlucin-like. Bases 69 to 596 code for a protein of 175 amino acids. The transcript has 5 exons. The record is from RefSeq and is a predicted model, not a curated record. Gene Ontology annotation, molecular function: signaling receptor activity. Lineage: Eukaryota; Metazoa; Mollusca; Bivalvia; Pectinida; Pectinidae.
UCCUGUCUUAGACAGCUGCCUGACUAUCCCGUAGUCUCUGCGUGCAGUUCUAGAGCUCACAAACAAAAAUGGCUAACAGGAUUUCUGUUUGUUUGAUUUUCAUUUUUGUCGCGUCAGUCCUUGGCGAAUGUCCUAACGGUUAUACCAGACACGACGACUCCUGCUACAAGUUUUUCUCCAGCGUCCUUGCCACCUGGGCAGAAUCUUUGACCUAUUGCGAACUGUUUGAAAGCAAAUUGGCUGUUAUCGAGACAGAACGGGAGCAGACUUUCAUUGAAGGGUUACUCAGAAGAGAAUGGCACCCGGCCGCAUCGGAUGGCGUGUGGGUUGAUGGGACAGACCUACUAAUAGAAGGAGAAUGGAUAUGGGCGGACGACGGGACACCAAUUAAGUCACAGACGUUCCAAAAAUGGUAUCCGGGAGAACCAAACAGUUUAGGAAAACGCGGAGAAGAUUGUAUGGACCUCCUUCACCAUGAGAAGUACAACUGGAAUGAUAACUCGUGUGAACGGAAACAGAACUUCCUCUGUGAAAUAGAGACUGAGGGCACUUCCGGUAGCGGAGGUGUAAACACCGGUGGCAUUAUCGGAAGGUAGAUUUCAUGUGGAGUAUGUGCAAUUUGUUCUGUAAAUAAACGUUUUAAUGUAAACGG